Exserohilum turcica Et28A is the source of this 1479-nucleotide messenger RNA. RefSeq lists its product as uncharacterized. NCBI's taxonomy places the organism in Eukaryota, Fungi, Ascomycota, Dothideomycetes, Pleosporales, Pleosporaceae. The record is from RefSeq and is a predicted model, not a curated record. The coding region runs from base 1 to 1479 and encodes 492 amino acids. Gene Ontology annotation, molecular function: peptidyl-prolyl cis-trans isomerase activity; protein tyrosine phosphatase activator activity. The transcript has 2 exons. Gene Ontology annotation, biological process: mitotic spindle organization. Gene Ontology annotation, cellular component: protein phosphatase type 2A complex; cytoplasm; nucleus.
AUGGACCCCAACCCGUCCCAGGCCCCCAUCUUGGACACGCUCGACAAGACUGCAGGCCAUGGAUUUGCACUUCCCGUGAAGAGAAUACACGAUGGCGACGACGUCACUGCGUUCUUGGCCAGCAGGGCCUACGCCGACAUCAUGACCUUCAUCUUCCAGCUCAACACGGCCAUGAUCCCACGGGCGGUAGAGACAAAAGAGCAGGGAGAAGAGGCAGCGCCAGCCAAGGAAUGGCAACUCAACGACAAAGACGUCGCCUACCCGUCCGUUGUGCACAGCCUCGCCAAGCUUCUAGACACCCUAACCGCCAUCAUCGACGAAGCACCACCAGACCCGGGGCCCCGCCGCUUCGGAAAUAUCAGCUUCAGAACAUGGUACGACAUUGUUCGCGAGCGUGUCCCAGGACUCCUAUACGAGCACUUGCCCCAGCAAGUUCUCGACUUCAAAUCCACGUCCGACAUCAGCGCAAAAAGCGAACUUGAAGCCUAUCUCCUCGGUAGCUUUGGCAGUUCGCAGCGCCUCGACUACGGCACAGGCCACGAGCUGAGCUUCCUCGCUUUCCUCGGCUGCCUCUGGAAACUGGGUGCGUUCCCAGAAUCGCAAGAUGGCGACCAAGAGCGCGCCAUUGUCCUCGGAGUCUUGGAGCCCUAUCUCGCGCUGAUCCGCCGCCUCAUCCUGACAUAUACCCUGGAACCCGCAGGCUCACACGGCGUGUGGGGUCUCGACGACCAUUCAUUUCUCCCAUACAUCUUUGGCAGCGCACAGUUCUCCCCGGCCAUCACAACGCCCGCCGAUGUAGCAGCAGAGGGCUCCUUACCCACGGCCCCCCACCCCGGCGACGUGGCCAAGGCCCCAGCCGUUGCGCGAGAACGCACCAGAAACAUGUAUUUCAGUGCCAUUGGCUUCAUCUACGACGUGAAAAAGGGUCCCUUUUGGGAACACAGCAACAUCCUCUACGACGUCUCUGGUGUGAAAGCCGGCUGGGCCAAGAUCAACAAGGGCAUGAUAAAAAUGUACAACGCAGAAGUCCUCUCCAAAUACCCCGUCGUCCAACACUUCCCCUUUGGCUCCCUCUUCUCCUUCUCCCCGGACCCCAACGCAAAGAAAAUCCAAGCAACAGUACAUACAGCUUCGCAGCCAAAAGCAUCCUCUACGCCUUCCAACACGGCGCCCACCGCACGUCCCCAGCCACCGUUGCGUGAUCCGCUCGCCGACCCUUCGUCUUCAGCUACCAUGGCCACGAGACCGCCAGGUGGAGCGGUCGGCACGGCGGCACCUUGGGCGAGAGGCGCAACAGGACCAGGAGUCCCGAGUGGAGUGAAUCAACCUACGAGGGCGCCGUGGGCGAGCAGGACACCUGCUCCACCGCCGCCGUCGACGACGAUGGCGGGAGUCGGGACGGCGGCGCCGUGGGCGAAGAAGGAUGCUGGCGGUGAUGCGCAGCAGAGUACUCGAGCACCUUGGGCGAACAAGCGAUAA